UUUCUUUUCGCCAAUGUCUUGAGCUCACAUCCAAAGCACAGGCAUACGGCUGACGAUUCCAAGAAUUCACCAUGUAUGGAGAUGUGGGCCAACUCAGGCCUUUGGCCCAAGUCAUCAGCAGGCCAUCCGUAUAGAAAAUGCAAGAGGAUGCUGUUGUUGCUGCUCCUCUUUCAGGCUGUGGCGGCUUUCCAUGACCACUCCGAGGUCAGCCCGAAGCAGACGCUGGUCGUCAACCAUGCCGGCCAGCUGCUGCCGCAGGCCACGGCGAUGCCUCGGCCUCCCGCCUCGGCGAUGCCGGCGGGGCACGAAGCGCUCGGCCGCCUCGUGCGGCCGAAGGAUGCGCUGAGCGAGGAGAGCGAGCGAUCCCAGUUGAGGAGGCUGUCGUUCAUGGCUUUGGGCGGUGCCAUGCUGCUGGGCUACUUGGGCUUUGUGGCCAAGUCCAACGAUUCGACCAAGUCCGAGGAUCAAAGCCUCCUCUCCGCCUGGCCAGAGGCCGUUCCCUGGAUGUUGCUCUCCAUGACCUUGUCGAUCUUCAACAAGUGGAUCUUCCUCCCAGCUGGUGGGAACUUCCCUUUUCCAAUGACGGUCUCCUGUAGCCACAUGCUUUCGACCAGCAUGGUCCUGCAUCUUCUUCGCCUCUGGAAGCCUCAACUCUUUCCUGGGCUUCGUGGCCUGAACUGGAGAGCAGCCCUUCCAGUGGUGCUACUGGUAGGAAGUCUGUUGGCAAUCUCAGUGGUUCUGUCCAACUCUGCUGCUGUGCUGCUCUCGGUGGCCUUCGUGAACAUGCUGAAAGGUGGAAAUCCCGUGGUGGCGCUUUUGCUGGGCUUGACCUUGGGGACCUCCAGCUGCAACUGGCGGAUGCUCUGCCCCGUGCUGGUGAUCAUGUUUGGAGCAGUUGCCACAGUCCGUGGUGAGCUGUCUUUGAGCUACCUGGGCUUGGCGCUUUUGGUGACUGCCAUUGUCGUGGAGCAGUUCCGCCUGGUUCUCUUCAAGUCGAUGAAGUCAGAGAGUGGGCUCUCCUUGGAUCCACUCUCUGCGCUGUCGCUCUUCGCCCCAGUGGCCUUCGCUUUCACCGCCGUGGCGGCCGCCUGCGAAAGGCAAACGCCCAUGGCGAUCGACCGGGUCCAAGGGUGUGCACUUGCCUUGAACGCGCUGGUGGCGGUAACCUUGAACAUCGCUUACUCCCGGCUCCUGCCACUCAGCUCAGCGAAGGGCUGGUCGACAUGUUCUCCUCUCCACGCCUUCGUAAUGUAUCAACCAAGGAAGGUGGCAAGUCCUGUGACCUUCACCGUCUUUGGCACGGCCAAGGAUGUGACGACUGCGGGCCUGUCGUUGGACAUGGUUGGUGGGACAAUCACGCCUUUGCAGUUGUGCGGCUACGCGACCACACUGUUUCACGUGCGUGAAGCGCUGGCCAAGCUGAAGGCAGUUCCGGAGCGACGAUAUGCGGGCGGCGGGCGUGAACGUGUGGAGCUGUUUGGGGCCUUGUGGGGGAGCCUCGCCCACUCAGCGGGGACAGAUCCAAACCAUGUGCUGCAGGUGGAGCAGUAUCCUCGUGACAGGCUUCUCUCCCUGAGGCGUUACGAUCCGACCAGCGUAAGUGAGCUGGCCAUCUCGUUGAUCGCAGCGCCGACGAGGUCAAAGAAGAGUGCCAAGCCAGAGAUACAGGAACCUGCCCCAGCACAAGCAGCAAAGGGCGCUGUUGAAGCGCCCUUGAGCUAUGGGCAGGUGGAGACUGGCUUGAGCGGCUUGCCAGGAUACCCUAGAGGGCUCCUUCCCGAGUGGGAGGCGCCCCCAACCGGUGCACCUCCAGGCUUUGCGUUCGAUGCGCCUCCCAGCAGGCCAGUAGAAGCUUUCGAAGACGAUGGUUUCUGGGAAGAGAGCUUGCAUCUAUCGGCCUAUGCCGGCCCAGUUUUGGGAAUCGCCGGCGGCCUGGUGAGUCCAGUGCCACCGGCCCUGCAUGAUCCACGCUCCGCACCGGCUUCGCUGUGGCCGGGUGUCGGAGCUCCGGGCCUCGACUGGCCGGUCACCGCGGAGCCCGUCCGGGAAGCGCCACCGCUGGAGCCCCCGCCGCCUCCGGAGUCCGCUCCGGGUGGGUUGGAGCUCGAAGAGAAGCCUGAAGCAGUGCCUGAAGCCACUGCAGGUGGCACCAACAACCGCUGGAGAAGGAACCGACAAAACCCAUUGCCGGCCGAGAGCCUUCCAGGUUGGGGAGCUGGGUCGUGUGGGGUGGUGUGGUCGUGUGUGGUUCCAGAAGUUCCGGGAGGUAGCACGCGCAGUUGGCUCGCGGAAGGCGCUGGAAUUUCUCGUUCCACUCCAUACCCAUCCUUUUCGUCCCGGAAGUUUGACUGA
Molecule: messenger RNA, 2352 nt
Organism: Durusdinium trenchii
Lineage: Eukaryota; Dinophyceae; Suessiales; Symbiodiniaceae
Source: the annotation of a GenBank genome assembly